AUGUUGGUCGAGCUAUUAUUACUGGUGGUCAUACUCCUGCUGAUACACCAACGUUGGACAAAGAGGGAUAUUUACAAGUUGGGUGAACAAUUGAAUUGUGGAGUAAGGUCAUUUCCACUUAUUGGACACAGUUAUUUGUUCAUGGGCGAUGGUUUGGCACGAAUGAAAGCCUUCCAGAUUAUGGGUUUAGAUGCACUGAGAAAAGAAAAUGGCUUGACAUCACUGUGGCUUGGAAAUCGUUUGUAUACUGUGGUUGCUGAUCCUGAAGCAGCAGACACUAUUUUAAAGAGCAUUUCCGAAAAAGACGACAUCAUUAGAAUGGCUUCAGUUUUCAUUGGAAAUGGUUCUAUAUUUGCUCCAGUGUCAAUUUGGCGACCACGUCGAAAGGUCUUAGUACCAACAUUCAGUACGAAGAAUUUGAAAUAUUUCAUGACCAUAUUUGCAAGUGAAAGUCAAAUCUUAGCUCAAGAAAUAGGAAACACAGUUGGAAAUGAUCCGAUUUCAAUAUUUAAGUACUUCACUGCAUAUACAAUGGAUGCUAUUGCGCGAACGACGAUGGGUUAUAAUAUGAACGCCCAAAAAGAUUCUAAUCACUUCUUCUUGAAGGGAUUUGAUAUGGGACUCAAUAGCUUUGCGGAGCGCAUUUGUCAGCCAUGGCUGCACAGUGAUGCGAUAUACAAGAAUCUUCCCUUGUACUCCAGACUGAUGAAACAUAAGAAGGAAAUAUGGGACUUUAUAUCUGAGUUGAUAAGAAAUAAACGAAAAGAGAUUAAAGAAAAAAACAUGACCCAAGAGCAGUAUGAAAAUUCUGCAGAAAGCCACCAGACGACGUUUUUAGAGAGUCUGAUGAGACUGUCUGGAGGUGAUGACGGGUACACAGAUGAAGAAAUAGUUGAAGAACUACUGGUGAUCAUGGUGGCUGGUACUGAUACCUCAGCAGUCGGAGCUGCCUUCGUAUCUGUGGUUCUUUCCAGAUACCCUGAAAUACAGGACAAAGUCUUUGAAGAGUUGCAAGAAGUAUUCGGUGACUCCGACAGGCCGGCAACCUUCGAGGACUUGCCUCGGCUGAAGUACCUUGAUGCAGUAAUCAAGGAGACACUAAGAUUGUACGCGCCAGUACCAGUCAUGACCAGAAAAAUUGAAAAGGAUCUUUAUUUACCCUGUGGUAUAAAGCUGGUGCCUGGCAGCGGUGUCAUGAUAAAUAUCUGGGCUAUGCACCGCAACCCUCGCUACUGGGGAGACGACGUGGAGCAGUUCCGACCUGAACGGUUCAUUGAUGCACAACCCACACAUCCCGCUGUCUACAUGCCGUUCAGUUAUGGACCUAGAAACUGUGUUGGUUAUCAAUACGCCAUGAUGUCGAUGAAGACGAUGUUAUCAACAGUACUGAGGCGUUUCAAGUUCCUGCCUGCCACCAAACCUAACAAUAAUGCUGAGUUCCCACCACUGCGCCUCAAGUUCGAUAUCAUGAUGAAAGAUGAAGAUGGUUUCCAAAUAUGUGUCAAGCCUCGAUCCAAAGUGGCUUAA
Molecule: messenger RNA, 1527 nt
Organism: Spodoptera littoralis (African cotton leafworm)
Lineage: Eukaryota; Metazoa; Arthropoda; Insecta; Lepidoptera; Noctuidae
Source: the annotation of a GenBank genome assembly